Molecule: messenger RNA, 361 nt
Organism: Xyrauchen texanus (razorback sucker)
Lineage: Eukaryota; Metazoa; Chordata; Actinopteri; Cypriniformes; Catostomidae
Product: DNA-directed RNA polymerases I, II, and III subunit RPABC4
Exons: 4
Coding region: 90-266 (58 amino acids)
Biological process (GO): DNA-templated transcription
Cellular component (GO): RNA polymerase III complex; RNA polymerase I complex; RNA polymerase II, core complex
Molecular function (GO): zinc ion binding; DNA-directed RNA polymerase activity; DNA binding
Source: RefSeq, a predicted model, not a curated record
UCAUUGAGCUGUCCUGCUGCAAUCAAGACGCAUGCGCAAACGUGAACAACGUUUUUGAACAAACUCUGCGGUCUAACGUGAUAAAGGUCAUGGAUCCUCAAAAAGACAUACAGCCUCCUAAACAGCAGCCAAUGGUCUACAUUUGUGGAGAGUGUCACACAGAAAAUGAGAUCAAGGCGAGAGAUCCCAUCAGAUGCAGAGAAUGUGGCUACAGAAUCAUGUACAAGAAAAGGACCAAAAGAUUGGUUGUAUUUGAUGCCCGAUGAGAUGUAUUUUAAUGUAUUCCUUUCCUAAUUAGCUUUUUAUAUGUUUGAAAGUGUAAAUAAAUGUAUACAAUUUGAAUAGGUGGAAAUGGGUCACA